CCCAGUACUCUGCUCUCUCUCGGUAUCUCCUCCCCUAUAUGGCUAGCGCAAGAUCAGCAGCAACCAGACUCACACGCUCCUCACUACUCCAACUGUCUCGCGCCGCCGUAGCGCCGCCGAGCCACCAUCCCAAUCUCCCUUACUCCCCGCGAGAGUAUUCAAGAAUGGCUGGUUCAGUUGGAAGCAAUGGCUGUAGUGCUGUUACACGUGUGCUAUUCUGUGGCCCUUAUUGGCCUGCUUCUACUAUGUAUACAAAGGAGUAUUUGCAAAAUUACCCAUUUAUUCAGGUUGAUGAAUUAGGUCUUGAGCAGGUACCCGAUGUCAUUCACAACUACCAUAUAUGUGUAGUGAAAAAUAAACGUAUAGAUUCAGAUAUCAUAGCCAAGGCAACUAAAAUGAAGAUUAUUAUGCAGUAUGGUGUUGGUUUAGAAGGUGUUGAUAUAAAUGCUGCUACAAAACAAAAAAUCAAAGUUGCACGGAUACCUGGGAGUACGACAGGAAAUGCAAUCGCUUGCGCAGAAAUGGCCAUCUAUCUAACUCUAGGUGUUCUGCGAAAGCAAAAGGAAAUGGACACUGCUGUCAUUCAGAAGGACUUGGGCCUUCCAGUUGGAGAAACAAUAUUCGGGAAAACAAUCCUCAUCCUAGGGUUUGGAGCCAUUGGCUUGGAAGUUGCCAAGAGACUAAAACCAUUUGGAGUAAAAGUUCUCGCUACAAAAAGAAAUUGGUCAUCAAAUACAGUGCCUUGUGAUCUUGAUGGGCUGGUUGACAAGAAAGGUGGUCCAGAAGAUAUGUACGAAUUUGCUCGGGAAGCUGACAUAGUUAUAACUUGCAUGACCUUAAACAAUGAAUCAGUUGGAAUAGUGGAUCACAAGUUCAUCUCAGCUUUGAAAAAGGGAUCAUAUCUCAUCAAUAUAGCUAGAGGAGGCCUAUUGGACUACGAGGCUGUGUUCGUUCACCUUAAAUCAGGUCAUUUAGGUGGUUUGGGCGUUGAUGUUGCUUGGACGGAGCCAUUCGAUCCAGAGGAUCCAAUUCUGAAACUCCCAAAUGUUAUUAUGACACCACAUGUUGCAGGAAUCACGGAGUACUCUUACAGAACAAUGGCAAAGGUUGUUGGUGACGUUGCCCUCAAGCUUCAUGCGGGGGAGCCAUUCACCGAAAUAGAAUUUGUAAACUAGGCGAAGUCAGUAGAUGGGGCAUUGUUGAUUUAUUUUAGGCGGAUAAUUAGAACUAGAAUUGUCAAAUAAAAUUGCUGUUAUUGGUAUAUAAAUUGCUGGAGAAUCAUAGAAAUUCAACCAGUUUGGUUAUGCAAAACAUUGUUGCCUACUCGAAA
Molecule: messenger RNA, 1330 nt
Organism: Lolium rigidum
Lineage: Eukaryota; Viridiplantae; Streptophyta; Magnoliopsida; Poales; Poaceae
Product: hydroxypyruvate reductase
Exons: 10
Coding region: 39-1175 (378 amino acids)
Molecular function (GO): NAD binding; phosphoglycerate dehydrogenase activity
Source: RefSeq, a predicted model, not a curated record